Messenger RNA from Williopsis jadinii, 3984 nucleotides. It is a transcript of the gene SKI3, whose product is annotated as SKI complex subunit tetratricopeptide repeat protein SKI3. Lineage: Eukaryota; Fungi; Ascomycota; Saccharomycetes; Phaffomycetales; Wickerhamomycetaceae. Gene Ontology annotation, cellular component: Ski complex. The coding region runs from base 1 to 3984 and encodes 1327 amino acids. The transcript has a single exon. Gene Ontology annotation, molecular function: protein binding. The record is from RefSeq and is a predicted model, not a curated record.
AUGUCUACAAAGACGUACUUGAAAGCGGCUAAACAGGCUCUACAGGAUAAUAAUCCUGAAUACUGUUGCUCUCUAGCUGAGAAUGCUCUGGAGCUGGAUCCAGAUUGCUACUUUGCCCUGAUCUUCAUUGGUAAGUCCAACCAUCUCAUGGGCAAGCUACGUGAGGCUAAGGAGGCAUAUGAAAGGGCGAUUAGGCUGAAACCUGACGAUCUGACCGCGUGGAAAGGCCUCCUGUUGCUGGUGAAGACUGAUGACGAUUAUAAGACGUUCUUCCGUGUUAUAUCUGACUACCUCGAUGUUCUGAGUGAACAACAGCACUCGAUUGCUGAGACUGUUGGUGAGAUCUCCAAGUAUUUGGAUAAAUUCCCCUCCGAGGAUGUGAUAGAUGAGUACAAGAGACAGUUAUUGCCCGAUGGGAGACUUCAACAAGCCACGAAGGGGUUGUUGGUGAAGCCUGAAAAGGCUCUCAGAGAUUACCUCGGCCAUGUUAGAACAAGGGAGAAUAGGCUGUUGUCAUCUGCAAAGAUGAAAGCAUCUGGUGGGGCAUACGAUGCAACUACGUGGAACAUCUAUAAGAACUCAAAUGUGCCUGACCUGUACGUUCAACUGAUCAACAUCGUUGACGAUGACGAGGAUAGACGAGAUUUGGAAGACAAGUACUUGAGUUACAAAUUACAGAUGCUCAAAGCUGCGCCACCAGGUGCCAAAUUAGCUAUAAGUAACGAUAUAAAGGCAAUAGUGGAAGGUAUGGUUGUUGUUAAUCAUUCAUCUUUCCAAGCUUGGUCCAUAUACUUUGAUUGGUUAGACCCAGAAGAUUUUGAUUCUUUGGACCCUGCAGUGGUGACAAAUUUCUUGAAGAAAUUCAGCGGUAAGCCAUUAGGCCAAGUCAUACAUGGUCUUGUUUUGUCAGAUAUGUGCUCUUUGAAAGUUGAGCUCAAGGAGCAAACAACAGAUGAAGUUUCACCGGAAGACGAUUUGGAGAACGAAUUGGUUGAAAAGGAGACUUUUUCUCAAGAAGAACUGUUGGCAUUGAUGCUUCAGGGUCUUGAGUCAUGUAAGAAUAGCUUGUUUGCUUACAGAAUCGUCAUUUCGUACCAGGACCAUUGUAAUUUGUACAUGGAUGCCCUAUACAAAUGUCAGCAAGCUCUCUCACUUCUUGUACAGACAACGACUUCUACCGGAAUGUUGUUCAAGAACACGAAGAGGGAUUUACUGGUGAAAUAUGGUAAUGUUCUCACUCACAAUGAGCCACCGAAGCACCAUAAGAGAGCAAAUGAGAUCUUUGAUAAAGUAUUGCAAGAUUUCCCUGGGAACACUCAAGCUAGAGUUGGAAAAUCGGUCAUUUUGAUUGAGAGAGGUGAAUUACAAGAGGCUAAGCGCAUCUUACAAGAAGUUGUCGACGAACAGGAUGACACUGAAGCACUUUCUGAACUCAGUUGGGUUGAAAUUUUAUUAGGCAAUCAUGAAAAGGGCCGUGAGGGGUUGAAAAAAGCACUGAAGGAUAUCAAAGGUAACAGCCUUUAUAUCCUCGACCAAAAGGCCCUCAUCAAUUGGAGAUUGGCAAAGAGUUAUGAGAUGACUGGAGACUUUGAAAAGUCAUAUGCACAACUUGUUGACUCUUUAAGAUCAGCAAGUAAUUACGCACCUUCAUUCUCCGCUCUUGGUGAGAUAUAUUUAAACCAUUUCGAAGAUUAUCAAAGAGCUACAAAGUGUUUCCUUAAGGCCUUUGAAAUUGAUACAUCAGAAGUUAAGGCGGCGUGGUAUCUGGUCAAAGAUCUUACAAGUAAGGGCAACUGGAACAGAGCAGAAAUCUACUGUCAUCAGAUCAUAUCUUCUGAAAGCGCAAGACGUCGUCUUGGUUUCGACUCAUGGCCAUAUAGAGUACUUGGUUGUUCUGCAUUGGAAAAGCAAGAUGAAGCAAAGGCAGUUGAAUGGUUUCAGAACGCUAUCAGAUUGCAAAAUAGCGACACUGAAUCAUGGGUUGGUCUGGGUGAAGCUUAUAUCAGCAGUGGAAGAUUGGAAGCGGCUAUUAAAGUUUUUCAAAGAGCUUUGGAACUCGAUCCAGAUCAUUGGGUUGCUCAAUACCUCAUGGGUAUGGUUCAAGGUCAGAUCUCCGACUUUGACAAUUCUGUUGAAACUCUAGAAAACGUAUUGUUACAAAGACCAGAUGAGGAGUGCAUUAUUGCAGCGUUACAGGAUUCGCUGAUAAAAUACUCCCAAAAAUGUGUCUCUACUGGCUUUUUUGGUAAGGCAGUAGGUGUUGCUUUGAAAUGUCUUGAUUAUCUGGAAAGAGGGAACCUCAGUUCUGUAAACUUUUGGGGGAUUUUAAAUGAUUUCAUCCAGUUGUUCUUACAAAUCCAAUCAAAGAUCUCUGAAUAUCCCUAUGAAAGAGUAUUCACAAUGUUGAAGAAAGCGAAUAUUGAUAUUGACGAUGAACUGGUUGCCUCUUACAUUGAAAACGAUAAGCAAAUUGAAUUAGCUGCAUUGUCCCUGAUCUACUGCAAUAGAGCAUGUUUGGCUCUUGAACCUCGCGCAAGAACAGUUCGUUCUGCUGUUUACUACAACAUGGGUCUGUCUUUACUUGUAUCAUAUCUGAUUACUAAAAACGUUCAAUAUCGAGACGAGUCGAUUACAACUUUGAAAGAAUCUAUUAAGCUCCAGAACAAUUACCAGGAGCCAUGGAUUGCAUUAGGUGUUGCUUCGGUCUCUAUAAACCCCCGUGUUGCUCAACACUGUCUGAUCAAGGCAUCUUCCAUCGAGUCGAAGAAUGUUGUCAUCUGGUCUAACCUUGCACUGUUAUAUCUCCGUUAUGAAGAUUCCUCCCUCGCAUCAGAAACCUACAAGCGUGGUCAAAGUCUGAAUCCUACAGCGCCAAUCUCUUGGUUGGGUCAAGCAUUCACUUUGAAACAACAAGGCGAUCAUGAUAUGGCAUCCCAUCUUUUCACACACUCGUUUAUCCUUGCAAAUGGCCGUAAUCCAACGGCACAAAUUGCAUACGGUUACAACAUCUGUAUGAAAAGAAUUGGUAAGGGUGAUGAAGUUAAAGAUGUGGAUGCGGUGCUGGAAUUGAGUUCAGCGUGUCAUGGUAUGGUUCAAUAUUUGAAGCAUUAUCCACUAGAUACGUUUGGAUUAGAAUUGACCUGUUUAAUCCUCGAAAGAUUGAGUGAUUAUGAACUAGGAAAAGAGCUGUGUGGGAAUCUUUUGACACAACUGGAGACCAGCUUUGAGGAGACUGAGGAUGACACUAUUUUAAAGAGUUUUACACGUGUUAAGGCACAAUAUGCAAGAUUUGAACUUGGAUUGAGUAACUAUCAAGAAUCGAUUGCUAGCUGUCUUGAGUGUCUCGAUCUUGGUGAUGAUGAUAAGACCGUUGUCAGUUGCAGAACCGUGAUGGGUCUCUGUCACUUCUUCCUUGAUGAAUUUGAUGAUGCACUGGAUCAGUUCAAACAAGUGUUAACCCUCUCUGAAGAUGCUAAGAGGCUCGUUGUGUUAAUUGCACAAGUUCUAUUCGUGUAUGACACGGAGGAAACUAAGCAGGCAGCAUUAGACCAACUAUUUAACAAUAUUGAAGAGCAUGGUUCUUCUCUUUUGGUCACUCUUGUCAUUGGUGCCAUUUCGAUUGUUGAAGAUCUCACUGAUUAUUUGACUAUUGUGAAAUCUGAAUUAGCAUCCUUACCUUUGAGCGAAUUGAUGAAUGAUAGAUUCAGAAACGUUCCAUAUUUGAUCUCACAAAUCAACAGACGUCAAGGCGAAGCCGAUUUAGGUGUGUGGCAAAGAUUUGCGGUGUUGUUCCCCGAUGAUCUAAGAGUAUGGGACCAUUUGGACAAGAGCACUGCAUUGAAGAUUGCAAUCAGAGGCAAAGUCACAUCACAAGAGCUAAGCAACUGUUACGCAGAGGCUGGUAACCUGAAGGACAUCCAGAGGUCUCUGUUCAUUGCACCUUGGAACUGUGAAUCAGUAAAGGCUUUAAAGGGGUGUUUUUAG